GCUCCGCCUGUAAGCUUGCACGGCGCGUGACACCUCGUCGGUUCUGGUCUCAGAAGCGGAGCUGCGCGUGCGGUCUGUCUCUGAAGGCUACGUGGAAACUUCACCUGAGCGUCUAUGAUGGAAACCAGACAACAAGAGUUGUACUCUAGUGUUCUGAGUGAAGCAGUGCUGGACUGGGCCAGCUUGGGCCCAGGAGAGGAAUGGGUUGACCCAGCAACACAUGAAGGAGAGCUGGGUUUGGAUAAGUUUCACCGUGCCGGUGGUGAGGAAUCCAAUCGAAAGAGCUCAUAUGGGGAGGAUUUGGCCCCAUUGGUCCAAAAUGGGGAAAACCUAACAGACUGGGGUUACUCCUCGACUCAGAUGGAGGAGCAGUGGUCUCAUACAUCAGGGUGCCAGACUGACAGCUGGGCCAUGUCUACUACUUGGGACAUGCAGCUAGACAGCACAGAGAGAGGACGCCUCACUGCAGGUUUUCUAGACUCUCAGCCUCUGAGGGAGGCUGAUGAGGAUUUGGUGUCAGAAGUCAGCCUCAACAACACCAACAUAACAGAGGAGGAGAGAGAAGAGAUUCUGCAGGAGCUGACUAAGUUGGAAGAGGAAAUCAGCACACUGAAGCAGGUUUUGCUGUCCAAAGAGAAGCAGCACUCUGAGCUCAAACAGAAGCUGGGCAUGACUCCUCUCAGUGAGCUCAGGAACAACUUCAGCAGAAGCUGGCAUGACAUGCAGAGCACUACGGCAUACAAGAAGACAUCAGAGACGCUGUCCACCGCAGGACAGAAAACCUCAGCUGCUUUCAGCACCUUUGGGAGCGCCAUUACCAGAAAGUUUGGAGACAUGAGCAUGGCCGGUUUAGAGUUACUGUUUCCACGCAGGUCCAACUCAAUAGGAUACUCUGUCAGGCACUCUAUGAGCAUGCCUGCCAUGAGAAACUCACCCAGUUUCAAAUCCUUUGAAGAGAAAGUUGAAAACACCGUUACCACCAUCAAGACCAAAGUUGGAGGCACUGGGACCGGCGGCAGUUUCGAGGAGGUCCUCUCAUCUGCAGCCAACGCCAGCUCUCAGGACACGCCCACCAACAACCUGACUGACACCCCGGAGAGACCAUGCUAGGAUUCCGUCUCGCUCCACUCACAGCACAUUGUUGUGGAUCUAUAGAAUUUAAGACCAAAGUGGAAAGCAGUGUUUUGAUUUUGCAGACAAGUCCUUACUAAAUCCUGCAAGUGCGAUGAAAUUGCUGGCAAUAUAAGUCUAUUUGCUUUUGCUUUAAUUUUAGGAAUCUGAUAAAAAAAAAAGAAAGUGGGAUCUGAUAAAACAAUGAAUUUGAGAAAAAAAGUCAUUGUUUUAAGCUCGUAGAUUUAAGCCUCUUGGUUACAACUGAGGUUCUAUAAAACAAGGAGCUCAUAUCUAACCUUAAAGAAAAUCAUACCAUUAAAUUCAUGUCAUUGAUCAGGUAAGUCUGACACGUUGCUCCAGGUUCAGUCUGUUACACUAUAAAUAGUUCAUGUUUUAGUUGAGAGCAGAUUUCUUUAAAGGUAGAUGAAACGUCCAGUCAGAGAUGAUGUGACACUACCAAGCCUACGCAAUGUUUUUAACUAACUAAAAUACUUCACACAACGUUGCUCCCUUUCACUGUAUUCAUUUACAAGUUAGCCAAUAUGUGUACAAAACAAUUUAUGGCUACAGUUUCUAAAAAAAAAAGAGGAUUUAGUAAAUGUAGGGAAGAUUUACUGCUUUUUUUCUGUCAAUCUGUGUGGGCUCCUUAUAGCUUUGCCAUGAAAGUAGCUUUGCAUCAGAAAAUGCAUUUAUUUUUUAACUGUUUAAAUGUUUUCAAAUGAUGGACUUCUUUCCAAUGGCAUUUAGAGCAUUCAGUCACUGAAAGAACCAAUAGUCUGUGAGGUUAAAGAUGUUUUAUGAAAAAUACACAGAAUAUCAUCUGAAUUUAUAUAAUAAAUUCCGCUGUUUAAAUAACCCAAAGCAAAUAAGGCUGCAUGUUCCAGCCGGAUUUUAUUCUGUAAACAAGAUGCAAUGUAAAAAGUAAUGAACCUUCUUGAAUUCUGUAACAAAACCUUAUUUUGGUUUUUAUUCCCGAUGUUUUUCUGCAGACUGCCUUGAAAAUUCCUAUUAUGGAGGAAACUAGGAGGCAUGUGGUGCUGCAACUUUUACUUAUCUUUUUAUGGAUAACUUUUGUGAUAUUGGAUUUACCUUAUAUGUGCAAUGUGACAGUAUUUAAACUAACCAAUAAAUCUGGUUAAUGUAGGAAUUUCUUGUUCAAUAAAAAAAACAAGAGUGGAAAA
Messenger RNA from Cyprinodon tularosa, 2294 nucleotides. RefSeq names its product tpd52 like 1 (gene tpd52l1). The transcript has 12 exons. Bases 115 to 1110 code for a protein of 331 amino acids. Gene Ontology annotation, cellular component: cytoplasm. The record is from RefSeq and is a predicted model, not a curated record. Gene Ontology annotation, biological process: positive regulation of MAP kinase activity; positive regulation of apoptotic signaling pathway. Lineage: Eukaryota; Metazoa; Chordata; Actinopteri; Cyprinodontiformes; Cyprinodontidae.